AUGUUGCCAUUUGAAAAUCAGUAUUGUUUGAAAGUGGAAAUUAAUUCAUUGGACGAUAUUAUUGGAAAGAAUAUGACAUUGGACGAGGUGAUGGAGGAAAAUAAGGAAUGGUUUAUUAGAAACUCAAUUUUGGUCUUUUUUACUGACUUUCUUCCAAUUAUUACAACACCAUUUGCUAAAAUUAAUCAAAUUAUUGAAAAUCUCAAAGUACUCAAAUCUGAUAUUCAUAAAAAGGAAAGCUGUAUAGAAUUUCUUGAACAUUGUCAAGUGGUGUGGGGUCACGAUAAGUUGGGAAAUAUAUUUAGAAAAACUGCAUUGGAUGAAUUGGUUUCAACUGUUAUGGCAUUGUUUCCAGAUUAUUUGGAUCCAGUACUGCUAUCACAUAUGACAUCCAUAUGA
Molecule: messenger RNA, 399 nt
Organism: Naegleria gruberi
Lineage: Eukaryota; Heterolobosea; Eutetramitea; Acrasida; Naegleriidae
Exons: 1
Coding region: 1-399 (132 amino acids)
Source: RefSeq, a predicted model, not a curated record